CAUUAACGUUAAGGUUAUUGGCAUGGUGGUGGCACUUCGCGCCGAGCUUGAUGUGAAGGCAAGGCGUAGAUGGCAGUUGAUCUCGGAUCAUGUGGUUACGUUGACCCUGCGGAGUCUUGCUCUUGCAGUCGGCCUCCUCCCUCCAUUCAUGUUUGUCCCAUUGGGACGAUUGUUCGGACGGAUCGGACAUGCUGCGGGCCUUCGAAGAAACAUUGUGAAGGCCAACAUUGCCCUCUCGUUCCCGACGAUGAGUGCCGUCGAACAGAAGCGUCUCGUUCGUGAAACGUACGAGAACACUUGCGUGUCGCUUCUGUGGUUUCUGCAUAUUCGAGCAUUUGGCAGGUGGCAAGACAUGGAGCGAUACGUCGAUGUAGCGUUUCCUCGUGAGUACGUGGCCGACCUGCGCAACGGCCCAGUCAUUGUCACAUCCGCCCAUCUAGGGUGCUGGGAGCUCCUUCCUUGUGUACACGCCCCACCAAACCUACUCGUUGACCACGUCUACGAGCUCUAUCGCCCACUGCACAACUUGCCCUUGAACAAGUGGCUUCUAACCCUUCGAAGCUACCCUCAUACGCGCCUGCUUCCAGACAAACAGUGCCUGACCGCAUUGACCACCAUCUUGACUGAAAAGUCACAAAUAUUGCAGAACAACAACGCAGACGUUGCCACACCCGCGUCAGCCAUAGUUGCCCUCGUUUGCGACCAACGGCCAAGUCGCAGUGGCGUCCUCGUGUCUUUUCGAAACCGACCUACGAUCAUGGCUCCCGGCGCGGCGGUGCUUCACCUACGAACCGGUCGACCAGUGUGGUGCACUGCAUUGGUGCUGGCGCCAGCAGGCCACCCAAAACCAUUCUUGUUGCACACGUUGCCGGUCAUUCGACACACCCCAGGGAACGAGGAAAAGCAUACGGCGCAAACCAUCAUGGAGCUGUAUGCGUCCACCGUGUCAUCCCUCAUCGAGACGUAUCCGUCGCAAUAUCUGUGGCUUCAUGCGUUGUGGAAGUAAGGUCCAGCGUAGUUAUCGCCAUAUGAUUGCUUAUACAUGGACGACUGCCAUUGGUGCAUUUUGGUCGGGACGGUUACACAAUCCGACGACAUUUUUUAAUUCUUAAAGCUCGUCGCUGCCGCCCAGGCCAAGUUCCUUGAGGAUGUCGUCGUCGUCGUCGUCGACCACCGUCUCCACCUUGGCGUCCUUGCCGUCCCAUGGCACGACGGAUUGGAUGGCCGGCAACUUGUCGUACGGGUACGUGGCUUCCUUGCCGGAGAAGAUGCCUUCGAGGAACGUGGCGAUGGACUUGCUGUCGAACGCGGCGCGCAUGACUGAAUACCGCUGCUUGUCGAGCGAAAUAGCCACCACGGCAGGGUACCCAAAGGACAGGUCGAACGCGUGUUCGAGUUUGGAUUGGUCGCCACCUUGGACCCACGAGAACCGGAACGGCUUGCCACGGACCAGCUUGGCCGCGCCUUCGACUUGACUCAAGUAGUCUGUGCGGCCCUUGGCGCCCGAGUCGAUGAUAUGGGGCAAGAGCGCCACGACGCAGAUCGAUUUACCCGCACAGUGGUCGUGCAACGCGGCCGUGGACGUGAUUUCAGGUACUUUCAAGCCCCCGCCGAGCUUUUCAAGCUGGUUCAGCGCGUACGAGACAAUGCCCGACGCUUGACGAGGUCCCUGGUAGUCUUGCGCAUCCGAAGCCGACGAUGCCGUGGGGCCAAACAACUUGAUCGUGGGGAAACCCUUGAUGCCGUACUCUCCCGCCUUUCGCUCCGCCGCGGUCGCGUCCAACGCACCGAGCUUGACUUGGCCCUUGAGCUCGGAUGCAGCUUGCUCCCAUUCCGGGGCCAACGACUUGCAGUGACCACACCAAGGGGCGUAGAACUCGACGAGCCACACAUCGCCACUGUUCAGCACGAGGUCGUCAAAGUUGUCAUCGUUGAGGGUGACCACAGCAGACGACGACGCAGGCGACGGUUUCGCCUUGGGCUUGGGCUUAGAUUUGUCUUGGGCAGCUGACGAUGGUUUGUCAGACGAGGCUUUGCCCGAGAUCCGAGCUUUGGCCAGCUUGGAAGCUUCCUUCACACCGGCGUCAACAAUCGCUUGCGCUGUGCGCUGUCCUUGGUAAUCCGUGGGCGAGCGCUUGUUUUCACCAAACACCUUGAUUGUGGGAAACCCAUUGACACCGUACUUCCCAGCAAGUUCCUUGUGCUGAUCGCAGUCAACAGCAGCAACGUUGACGAUCCCAUCCAACGCCUUCGCGGCUUUCUUCCAUUCAGGGGCAAGGGACUUGCAGUGGCCACACCAAGGCGCAUAAAACUCAACCAACCACACACCCUUGCCACCCACAACCUCCUUCUCAAAGGACUUGGGGUCCAGGUUCUUCACGGCACUCGCCGACGUGUAAAACGCCGACGACGUCACCACCGCGCUACACAGCGCCAUCAUCAUCACACGCAGCCCCAUGGAUGUCACGACGCGAGAAAACUUUUUCAAAUGAGAAUAUGAUCGUG
Molecule: messenger RNA, 2505 nt
Organism: Aphanomyces astaci
Lineage: Eukaryota; Oomycota; Saprolegniomycetes; Saprolegniales; Verrucalvaceae
Exons: 7
Coding region: 23-1006 (327 amino acids)
Cellular component (GO): membrane
Molecular function (GO): transferase activity
Source: RefSeq, a predicted model, not a curated record